Messenger RNA from Plutella xylostella (diamondback moth), 3023 nucleotides. The record is from RefSeq and is a predicted model, not a curated record. Lineage: Eukaryota; Metazoa; Arthropoda; Insecta; Lepidoptera; Plutellidae.
AUGAAUUACAUGAUGAUGACGGCGGCGACAAUCCCGACUUUCUCGGGAGCAGACCCGGCGUACACGGCGGCAAGGUGGGUGGAGGACUUCAGCGACAAUGCAGAAGUGUCCGGCUGGACACCUCCACAAAAACUUCUGAUAGCGCGACGUGUUCUGACUGGUGUGGCAGGUCUGUGGCUCCGCACGGAGGAAAAAUUCAAGAGUUUUGAGGAACUGCAGCGGGCACUGCUGGAGGAAUUUCCUGACAAGGCUGAUACGAAGCACAUUCACGAGCUGAUGACGGACCGUAAAAAGAAGAUGGCAGCAUCAGCUAAGGAGGAGACGAGAGGCGAACAACCGGCUGAUGUGUCGGUAAAACAGGUACCUGAUCAGCGACAGAGCAGCGGAUACAGAUGUCAGUCGAAGAUGUCGGCAAAGCAGACCUCUAUUAUGUUCGAAGUCAGGAUGGACGAGGCGAAUGAUUAUUCGAAGGAAACAGAAGUGACAGCCAUAAAGACAAAGGAGAACGAAAACGAGAAAUGUCAACGUCAACGUCAGGCGAAAGUUGUAAAUAAACAUAUUUUACAGAAUAAAAAGGAGGAACUUUUGGAAACUAUAGAGAUACCAAUUGAGUUGAAUGAAGUUGAUGAAGAUGAUGAGUUAUAUGAGGAAAAGAUUAUUGAAGUUGAAAAGGUGAAUUAUACAGGCGAGGUUGCUAGUGUUGAGAAGAAAGAUGGCUCAACAAGGAGAUUUCGUAACAAUAAGGUGGUUAGCGAAAUCAAUGUCAUAAGACAACUAGAAGAAACGGACAUGCAGUAUCGAGAUGAUUGGAUAAAGAAGAAAAUACCUUACACAGAAUACGAGAAGAGAUUUAUGGUGAUGAGAGCAAUGGAGCAAGAAAUUGCGAGAAGGGCACACGAUAAUGGUACUUUCUCAGGAAGGAUAAUGAAAGAUGCAAUGACUAAAGACUACCAUGCAGUGCUGUUGUUAGCGCUGGCGGUGAGCCAGGCAGCGGAGAUUAAAGCAUCUUCUAGAAGUACACAGAAGACAGAAGAUGAGCCCAAGAACGAGAAGAGAGAAGCAAAAGAAGGAAACUCUGGGCUGUAUAAGAGGACGCCGGCUGUUUCAGUGACCCCUACUCCAGGCAUUGAAUACGCUGACUCUAAAGAAACUCCACAAGACAAAGCUCCGUCACAGGUGUUCGGUGCUCGCCUCCGAGCCACCAGCCCCGCGCCCGCGCACGACUGUGAAGAGGGCGAAGGCUUGGCCGAUAAGCAAAUCUACGCGACUCCCGUGCCGCCCCCGGCGCCAAAGAUCUCUGACGUAGUGACGCAGGGCGUCCCGCUCCCACACGCCAUCGCCACGCAUCUCUUCUCUCCUGUCUCUGUCUACCAGGCCAGGCUUGGAUCACCGACGCAAUACGAAGUAUCAGCACCUGUUGCAUCUCAACUAGCAUACUCUGAGCACAAAGUGUACCAGCCUGCUCCACAGAACUCGAUACAAUUCUUCAACCCAUCGCAGAAGCUUCAGCAGAAUGGUCCAGAAAAACCGAACAAUUUCGCAAGAUUUGUCACUUUCAACCAGCCACCGCAGCAAAUAUUCUUGCAACCGCAGCCGCAACCACAACCUCAACCGAUUCUGUACACCCAGCAGCAGAUCCAAGGUCCUCAGCACCCUCAGCCUCCACCCCAGCAGUUCAUCCAGUACGCGAUCCCUCAAAUACCGUACGCUCCUCAGCCGCAGCAGAUCCUGUUCUCGCAGCCCCCGCAACCUCAGAUUCAGUUCAUCCAGCAGCCUCAGCCUCAAGUGACGUACACUCAAAGCCAGGUUCAGCAACCGGGAGUGUAUCCUCAGAACCCUCAGGCGUCGUAUGCCCAGACUCAGGUUCAGCAGCCUCAAGUGUACCAGCAGCAGCCAGAGCCGCAGGUCCUGCAGUUCUUGCAGCCACAGCCGGAGCAGUUCGCUCGACAACAGAGCGCCCAGCAGCAGGCCCCGUCGGUGCCGCCACAGAGGCAACAGGAACUACAAGCUAACGCCUUGUUUGUGAGAAUACAACAGGAGACUGCCAACGUGGAGGCCCAACGACCACAGCCAGCCCAGAGGGAAUUGAAGAAUCUGCAAACACCGCAAACCAAAACUUUGGAGAAGGCUAACUUCGGUCAACAGAACUUCAACGAAAAGGGUCAAGGUGGAGCAGUGAGCUACGCAAGCUUCUCUCAAAGCCAGCCGUCACAGAACUACGUCCAUCCGUCCAUUCAGUACAACACGAAGCUUGAGCCGGUCCAGAACGCGCCUCAACAGAACAAUCAGCAACAGAUCCAAAUCCAGCACUACGAGCAACAGCAAAGAAAUCAACAACAAAACUACCAGCAGCAAGCCAACCAGCAACAACAUUACCAACAGCACCAGGCGAAUCAACAGCAAGCGUACCAGCAGCAGAACUAUCAGCAAGCGAACCAGCAGCAAAUCAACCAUCAGCAGAACUACCAACAACAACAGCAACAGAGGAGUCAGCAGUACCAGCAGCAAGAAAUCCAGGUGCAGCAGCAGCAGAUGGUAUAUCUGAAGCCACAGCAGCAGCUGUUGGCGGCGCCUGGCGUGCAGUACCAGCCAGCCCCGCAGCCAGGACUCCAGUACCAGCCAGCAGGUCCCCCGCAGCCGCUGUACCCGGCGCCGGUGCUCCUCCAGGGCGGGUUCCUCCCCCCCGCCCCGCAGCCCCUCGCCGCGGCCCCCACGUACGCCCCCGUGCAAUACUUCGGCAAGUUCGCUCAAAACAUCUUCGGAGGCUACCAACCGCAACGAUAGGUUAAUUCUUAGGUUAUGUUUUGUAUUGUUAUGUAGUGUGAUUUUUUUAAAUUUGGUGCUAAAGCAUAAUGUUAAAAUAAUGUUGCUAAGGGUGUUUAUUGUAAAGUUAAGAAAUAAAUUAGCUAUGAUAAUGUAAGAAUGUAAAAAGGUGCCGUAAGUAUUUAAUUAAACUGUGAUGCCAUAUUAUUCAAUAUACUUAAUUAGUAUUUGUAAACUAAAUAUAUUACAUUUUUUUAAAA